AUGACGGCUGAGUCCCAGCAGUCGCCAGCCGAGGCGGCCAGCCCGCUGGUCAUGUCGCCUAACGUGAGUCUGGACUCCCCGUUACUGCCACCGCCUCUGAUGCUGCAGGCCCGGACGAAGGACGGGGUUCUGAUCAAGUCUGAGCCCCGGGGAACUAGUCCGAACACGGAUCGAGAGGAGGGAGCUGCUCUGGGUCAAACCGAGGAGCACAUGCCCACGGGGAGUCGACGGAGGAAGAGGCCCGUUCAGAGAGGGAAACCACCCUACAGUUACAUCGCUCUCAUAGCCAUGGCCAUCGCCAACUCCCCCGAGAGAAAACUCACACUUGGUGGUAUUUAUAAAUUCAUCAUGGAACGUUUUCCCUUUUAUCGAGAGAACUCAAAGAAGUGGCAAAACUCCAUCCGCCACAACCUCACCCUCAACGACUGCUUUGUCAAGAUUCCCCGGGAACCUGGAAGGCCUGGUAAGGGCAACUAUUGGACUUUGGACCCCGCCGCUGAAGACAUGUUCGACAACGGGAGUUUUCUGCGGAGGAGGAAAAGAUUCAAACGCACUGACGUAAGCACCUAUCCUGGUUACAUGCAAAGCUCUAGUGCGUUCACCCCGACCCCCAUGGGCAGACCGGCAUACCCCAACAACCUGUACCCAGGAAUAGGAUCGGGUUACGGAUCGCAGCUGGCAGGUUCCCCCCACCCGGGGAUGCUGCAUCAUUAUCAGACCUCUGCCGGGGUCAGUCAAGGGCAGCCAAGAAUGUUCAGCAUCGACAACAUCAUCAGCCAGCAGUCGGUGAUGCAGGGAGGAGAGCUCAACCCGCAGGCCCUGGGGUUAGGCGGUGGAGACCUGGGCACCAUGUCAGCUAGCUGCUCCCUCAAUGGCACUGACCCCUCCAAUUGCUUCCAGACGCAGACUGUCAAUCCCUCAGGGAAUUCACUGGGCAGAGGCGGUGGGGGACUGUCAUCAAACCUGGCACCUGGUUAUCCUUACUCUUCCUCGGCAUCCCCUCCCCACCUGCCUUCCAUGACGCAGUCCAGUUUCUCUCCAGGUACUUCUCAGGUGUACUGCACGGGGAACCGGCUGUCUCUACCGGCCGUGCGCUCCGGGUCUUGCGCCGAACACACUGAGCAACUAUUGGGUCUCUCCAGCCCAAUGAACUCUUACAACAACUCUUACAUGAGACAAGCCAACUUUGCGUCAGGACUAGAUCGGUAUAUGUGAGAAACUGAUUUUUAUAGAGACAAACAACGAUAGAGCCUCAAAAUACAUUCCAUUUGAAAUAGGUGUGAAACCUCUUCUUUGUUUGAAAUGCCAAUAUACAUUCCAUUAUAGUUGUGUUCAUUUCUCAGUGCUUUUGGUUCGUUUACCUUAUGUGUUCUAUUAAAUUAAUAUUGUGUACCCUAUUUGCGUGUACUUUUUUGUCAGAGAACAAUUCCAGUCAUUGUCACCUGUCAAAAAGAAGACUUCUUAAACAAUAUCAUUAGCCAUAUAUACUGUUCUAUUUUGUGAAAUGUAAAUAAUUUAUUUGUUUGUGAUUUAUGUUGAAUAGGCCUACAUUGUUAUUUACGGUUUUUGGUUCGUGUAAUAAAUACAUUUUUUGAUAAGCAUGGUCUUGUCGCUUGCAUCUGUUGAACUGAAUAUGUCUAUGAUCUACACGCACCCCUCUGAUUUAAAUUAAGCCUACUUUAAAUUAAUAUUUGAUUGCUCAUUAUAAUACUUUAAAUCCAAUUCCCAUAAACCGUAUGGCCUUUAAUGAGUUGUUUUUCCUGUGUACCCAAUAGCCUAUACAUUUAUAUUAACCACACAAAAUAUUUACUGAUUCAUUCAGAUAUAGGCCUGCAACGGAAUUUCCACACUCAUUCUGGAAUAUAGGCUACAUACUUCCUUUAUAACUUCGUUAAUGGUGUUGAAAUAAUUCGUUUCCCGCGUGUAAAUAAAAAUGACCAAAUCAGGAAUAGUGGGCCAAAUGUAUGGUGUUGAAUUAGGCCUACCCAACUGUCUCAUCAUUUAACCUUUUGUUUUAUUACAUACUUCUAGGGAAAAUAGGCAGUGUUUUAUUUGCAUGACUGUAAGAUCAUUUGUAUGUGUUGUUAUAGUAGCACAGAAACGUCAUGCUUUACAGUUAUUUGAAGUAAUGUCACAGUAUAAAUGUUCGUUAAUCCAUGUUUGCGCACACGUUUUGGACUUGACCAAAAAGAUCGUAGGCCAAACGAACUUCUUGGUCUAGACAUAUUAAGGCCUAAAUAAUAUAGUGUUGCUGUUAUUGUCAGUUUAUGUAGAUUUUUUUUGCACAAUGUAGCCAAAUCUAUUGACCACAUACAGCCCCCCUCCGCCACACACACAUCACAAAACAUGAAAUACAAAUCUCAAAACAGGCAUAUUUUAAAUGACAUCUGGUAUCAUGCUUUUGUUCUUUUUGAUUUUACGCGUAUUAUCGAUAUUGAUUAAUGUACUGCAUUAUUGAGGGAGAUGGCACACAAUCAUUUCGCUGCACCUUUAUACCUGCUGUAAACUGUGUACGUGACGAAUACAAUUAGAUUUAAUUUGAUUUUUUUACAAUCUGAUGUAUUUUAUAUGCUCUUUGUCCGAAAAUGAACACGAGGUGUAUAGGCUCACGUGUAGUCCAAUGGUAGAUAGCAUAGCUAAUAGGUAUAUUUGAGUUCUAGGGCCUAUCUAUGCACAACUUGGCAAUGACAUAACAUACAUAAAUGUAUUUGUAAUUGAAUCCAUACACCUGUGCUAUUCUAACUGUACAGUACCUCUGGCGAGUCUGUACAUCAUUGGUCUGUAGCCUAAUAGAUUAUUGUUUACCUAUAGUUGGAGUGACACCUGGCGGUCUCUAUGAAAAGUUUGUCUGGAGUGAUUUGUGGAUUGGAAUUGGUGCCGGAUUCUACAGUUUGCCCACUAGGUGUCAUGCACUACUAACAAGUCACAAACUGAAAAUCACAGAGUAGCCUAAAAAGGAAAAUAACAUAUAUUAAUGUGAUGUUGUUGAGUGAUAUUUUGUUUGUUAUGUUUCCGGUCUAAAGUCCAAUAUGGAUGGAAGUCAAAUAUGUUCUCAUCCCUUGAGGAAAAUAACAUAUUUUGAGGCAAUAACAAAAAACUUUUAGGCUACCAUGUCCACCACUAUAAAGGCUGCCUGCACAAAUCACCAUUUUGUAGUUGGAAGUCCAUGGUGGUCCCAAGCAAUCCAGACAAAACAUGUUUGGCUUAUAUCCUGCAAAAGCUUUAGGCUACUACAAACUAGUUUUUUAUUUCAUGUGAUUUUGAAAUAGACCAAGGCUUAUUCCAUAUAAUUAGAAUAGAGACCGACUUGAAGCAUAUCCCUAAUAUUUUCUCUCAAAACGUCUGAUCGAGGUUUUGUCGUGGCAUUUAGAAUAUUAACCAACAGGUGAGCACACCUAGUAUCAAGUGCAAGAACUGCCUCCCAAGUCAUUUGUUCUUGUCAGUGUUUUUGUCAGCAGUGUCAUGGGUCUGGUGGAAAUGCAGACCCAGGAGACUGCCAAAUCUAAGUCUUGGUUUGGAUGAUGAUCAAUUGUAAUUGUGCAUAUAUAAUCAAAGCAGGGUUGGGUAGGUUACUUUCUAAAUGUACUCCCGAGUGGCGCAGUGGUCUAAGGCACUGCAUCGCAGUGCUAACUGUGCCACUAGAGAUCCUGGUUCGAAUCCAGGCUCUGUCGCAGCCGGCCGCGACCGGGAGACUCAUGGGCGGCGCACAAUUGGCCCAGCGUCGUCCAGGGUAGGGGAGGGAAUGGCCGGCAGGGAUAUAGCUCAGUUGAUAGAGCAUGGUGUUUGCAACGCCAGGGUUGUGGGUUCGUUUCCCACGGGGGGCCAGUAUAAAAAAAAAAAAAAAAAAAAUGUAAUCACUAACUGUAAGUCGCUCUGGAUAAGAGCGUCUGCUAAAUGACUAAAAAUGUAAAUGUAAUCCGUUACAGUUACUAGUUACCUGUCCAAAAUUGUAAUCAGUAAUGUAAUUUUGGAUUACCCAAAUUCAUUAAUGUAAUCUGAUUACUUUUAGAAAUUUUAGAAGAAGACAUUUACAUUUACAUUUUAGUCAUUUAGCAGACGUUCUUAUACAGAGCGACUUACAGUUAGUGAGUGCAUAAUUUUUUUUUUCAUACCAAAAGAUCCAUCAAACGCAUUUGGUGUGUCAUCAUAGUGGUCUGUGACUUGUGGUCAGACGUGCUCAGGUGGAACAAACUUAAACUUGUGCCUUUUUUCAAUGCUGAAUUGAAUGUCAUUGAGAAAACAGAAAGGUGUCAUCAUGUUGUUGUUUUUUCGCAAACAUCCUUUCAAUUUUUUAAAAAGUCAUACAAGAAGUAAUCAUCUAGUUUUUUUUUUUAAAGUAGGCUUUCUGUUAUCUGAUUACAAUAUUUUUGCUGGUAACGUUACUAAUUACAGUUACAGUUUUUUCUAACCAGAUUACAUGUAAUCAGUUACUCCCCAACCCUGAUCAAUAGGCAUAGGCUACAUGAUGUUAUUUCUCUCCAAAUCAGGAGAAAAACAUAGUUUCAAAAAAAUUAAAUAAUCGAAGAAGUAAUCAUCCAGUUUUUUUAAGUAGGGUAUCUGUUAUCUGAUUACUAUAUUUUUGCUGGUAAUGCUACUAAUUACAGUUACAGUUUUUUAAAAACCAGAUUACAAAUCUAAAAUGGCGAGAUAGCUUCUUGCUAGAACAAUUAUAAAUUGAGAUUUGGCCUUUCUCCCAUGCAGCUGUCUGGUUCCUCAGCUCAGCGAUGCGAGCAAUGCAACCACUGCCAGCUGACGGCCGGCUCGACCUGCCCUGGGCCGGGGAGGAUUGGGAAUGGGAAGAGGGUCUGACUGAGUGAGUGUGUUUAGAUAAAUUACAAUUGAGAGGACUUCACCGUCUACUCGGGACACUUUCACUUCCCCACGAUUAUGCUAGGCUAUACCUUCAACCGCUUCCACCUCCGUAACAACUGAACUUGAGAGUCAUGCAUCAACAGAUGUAAAAUGUAGCCAAUUGAGUUGGCAUGAAUUGACGAUAUUUUAAAUUCGAAUUUAGGCAAAUUAAAUGUAGUUUAUCAUUGCUGUGCGAUAACUCGCUUUUGCAGGUGGGGAUCGCCUAAAAUGCAUUUCACAUUUGUUAUUUAUUUAUUUCGAAUGAUAUUUGGGCCUGUAUUGGGAAAAUCCUCAAAGGUUCAUUGAAAUAUCGAUUUCAAUAUUAUAUAAACAAAAGAAAGCAAUUUUACCCACCCAAACAUUGCCAAUAAAGUUACUGUGGUGUUUUGGGCAGGAGACGCCUGUGUUAACAUGAAGGGUCCUGUUAGCUGAUGAAAAUGUUUAAAAAAAUGGUCCUGUACAAAGACGGAUGAGGUGCUGAUGUAUAUUACAAUAACGCCAUGUUUCUGCAACAUAAUGAACUGGAAUGCGAGCGGUGCUCCCCUCCUGUCAUGAAGCACACAGACCCAUACACAUUACAUACCAUGUCAUGUCAUCUGUUCUGCCCAUAGCAUACAUAGCAUACUCUGACGAAGACGAAUUAGAGCAGGUUGCAGGCGCAUAUGUGUUUGUCUAUAUGUGAAUUAUGUGGAAUAUGUAGAUGGAUAAUGUUAAGACUUUUGACAAGUAAAACAUAAAACCCGUGAGAAGUGAUCGGGGAAUUAAUGCAAGACAUGUACAUGGAAUUCCAUAGCUUGUGCUACCUUUCUCCUCUGAAAAGAAAUAAUGAAAGGCCAUAUUAUUAUUAAACAUUGUUAUUGUUUGUCGUAAAAUUAGGCCUAUCAUUAUUAUUACACAGUAGUAGGCUAAUUAUAUUAUUUUAUCAUUCACGAAGGAUUCUUUCCAUGGAAAAUUCAUCCCAUAGUCUCAAUUCUGAAAAACAUUGCUUCAAUUGUAAAACUUGCACUGUGGAUUUAUAGAAUAUUCACCUGUCAGUCUCGGCUGUGAAUUACUGGAUCAGCUCCAUGUUCCAAUUGAAUAAUCAGAAUAUAUAUAUCUAUAUCCAUAAGUGAAACUUUGGAAAUCUCCCUUUCGAUAACAUUUUCAUUUAGGUUUCUAUUCCCCUUAACUCUGAAAGGAGAGAAGUAAGAAGUUAUACGUUUGUUUUUAGCCCAAUGGACUCAAUAAUAAUAAUAAUAAUAAUAAUACAACUCAUACAAAUAAUGCAUAAUAAUAAUAACACAAUUAUACUGUUUAAAACAUAUGUCUUGAUUUGACUGGGUUAGGUAAACGUUAUUAUUAUUUACAGUCAAUAAUAACGUUUACAAUUAUAUUACAAUGACUGUGAAUUAUCACUGGUUAAUAGCACAUGUGGUAAUCAAAGUCAAAAUGAUAGGCUAAUAAUAACGUUGGAUAAUAUUAGACCAAAACGCAUAACGUCAUAGAAAACAAAAUAACCACUUCUUUAAUUAACUGCAACGAUAAUAAACAGUUAUUGGAGCACUGUUAUAUUGAUUUAAAGCAAUCGUGGAUAUUUGUAUUGCAUCUAAAGCCAUUUUUGGUUUGUUUAGAAGGGUAUGAGAGCGUGCAUAAUUGCAAAUUGGAAAACGAAAUAUUUAGGAUAUUUUACACAACAUUUUGAAAUUGUGUAGGCUGUAAUUUCAAUCAUGUUAUAAAUCAGAUUCAAGUGAGAACUGAAUUAAUGCACUGACUAACAAACAAGUAAACAAAUAUGUUUUAGCCUUGAAAUCCCUGUCCAUAGAUAUGCAAAUUAUAUGGUAUUGGACCUGGACUGAGUUCUGUAGUCUAUUUUUUAUCCAAUCAUCUAACUCAGAUUCUUAAGGAUUGAACACUAUGAGGUUUCAAAACCCCUGAUACUGUACAAACGUCCAUCCUUUUUGUAUUUUGCUAUAGCUACAAUGCAUUCCACAACCUAAAAUCAAUACUUUUGAUGAUAUUCCAUAUUUAGAAGAUGUGUGUGUGUAGUGGAGUAUCGUUAACCCAAGAGAAGGUGUAAGGUAGUGCACUCACCAUCUCCUCCCCGUGUCCGUCUUCCCUUCCCUUUUCCCUUUCCUUCAAUUCCUGGUAACCGUGACAUCGUGACCACGUGAUUUGGACGGCUGAAUAAAUAGCUUUUGAGAGCUAUGAAUGGGAAUAGUAUGAAGCUCACGCAGGAUACUUGCUCCCUGCCUGUGCGUAAAGAUAUUCAUACAGAUAUGCAACAGUAAACUAACGACCUAAAACACAAAUGAGUGCAAGAAAGAAAAAUAAUUAUUGUAUAAAUGCUUGUAGUGGUCUUCAAGUAAAUAGCUUGACUGAAUUUUCCAUUCCAGUUUUGUUUUCCUGCGCUUGAAUUCAGAAGAGUUUCAUCCUCGGUGAAAGACACCACAGCCCCAAUGCCAACUGGUUGGAGUGGCGUUACACCUGGAUCCAAGCUUAGUUUUGCUCUCUUCUAGAUUCCAGUAAUGUUUCUAUGCAGCUCGGAGAAGUAAACAGGAGUUCGCUGUGGUCCUCGGAAGAGCGGUAGAGUGCUUUACGCACGGACUGAUUACACCCAGCGUGGGAGCUGAAAAGACUCCGUACGGAACUAGAGGGAGGAAGAGAACCAGUCUCUCCAAGGAUGACUCUAGGUACGGAUAUGUCCGACAACUCUGCGUUGUCUGAAGAUGUGGACAUAGAUGUGGUUGGGGGAGACAUCUCUGUUGGCAAGGAUGGGAAAUACCUUCAUCACGAUUUCCUGGACAAUGACUCAUACGAUAAUUUGUCUCAGAACGCGGGGGACAGGGGUUCCUCCCCCGGCCUCAGCAGCUCAGAGUGUCCGGCUGACCAGGUUGGAGUUGGUGGAGAUUCAGUGGCCAUGAUAGGUGAUAAGCCUGGUAAGAACGCUCUAGUCAAGCCCCCGUACUCCUACAUAGCCCUGAUAACCAUGUCUAUCCUCCAGAGUCCCAAGAAACGUCUCACUCUCAGCGAGAUCUGUGAGUUCAUCAGCAACAGAUUCCCGUACUAUCGGGAGAAAUUCCCCGCGUGGCAAAACUCCAUUCGUCACAAUCUUUCUCUCAAUGACUGCUUUGUCAAAAUCCCACGUGAGCCUGGCAACCCCGGAAAAGGCAACUACUGGACCCUCGACCCGGAGUCCGCAGACAUGUUCGACAACGGGAGUUUUUUACGCAGGAGGAAGCGCUUCAAGAGGCACCAAGCCAACGAAAUCCUCAGGGACGCCGGGGGGUUCCUGCCCGGGUUCGGAUACGGCCCUUAUGGGUACAACUACGGACUCCAGCUGCAGAACUUCCAUGCACAUAACCCCUAUCAUCCGCACCUCCCAGCAGGCGCUUUCCCUUUCCAGAAUACACCUUGUGGAUUCCCCUCGUCAGCCUCAAUAUUCCCCACGCCACAUCCCCUGCCCUCUCUAUUAGGGGCUGACUUACGAAAGCCAUUCUACCCUCAACUCAGCCCGACCUUGCCCGGCCUGGCGCCUCUCAAGACGGACACUAACACUCCAACUCGGCCCUCUUUCUCUAUAGACAAUAUAAUCGGUGCAUCUAACUCCGUGGCCUCCCCGUACAGUGCACAGUCGGGCAGCCACAGCCACAGUCAGGCUCAGAUCCUGGCCAUGUUGAACCCUGCACUCGCCUCAGCUUCGAACCACUUGAACCUCUCGCAGGAAACAAUGCUUCAGCCUGGCUCACAUACAUUCUCCAGCAAAACUACAAAUCUUAACAUUUGCCAUUUCUAA
Coregonus sp. 'balchen' is the source of this 8623-nucleotide messenger RNA. The record is from the annotation of a GenBank genome assembly. NCBI's taxonomy places the organism in Eukaryota, Metazoa, Chordata, Actinopteri, Salmoniformes, Salmonidae.